GAAAAUGGGCACCGACGCCAUCUUCGGCCCCGUGAAGGCGACAGUCCAAGCCGCCUGUGGCCAGAAAAGCGAUGCCAAGGAGACGAUGAAGAACUUCAAGGAGGGCAACCCGGCCGUCCUGAUGGUCCGAGGAGCCUACCACACAGCCGGCGGUCGUCCCAAGAAGGGGAAAGAGCUCUGUAAGAAGGGUGCCAAGAACACCGCCUCGAUUGUCAACGGCGUGGCGAACGCCACUCCUGUGGUGGGUCACGUCAAAGCGGGCUAUCACUACGCUCGCAAGGACAAGGAGGCCGGCCAUAAGGCGAUGAAGAGCGCCAGCAGGUCUACCGCGGGCUGUGUGGGAGCCGCGGCAGGCCUCUCCGCUGGUCUUGGCCCGGGGGCCGUGGCAGGAUAUGUGGCUGGCGUCAGCGCAGCGGACGGCGUCAUUUCGUCUGUUGGCUCAAUGUUCCACGGCGAGAGGCGGUUGCACGGAAAUGCCGCCGCGUGGGGCGAGGUCAUCGAGAAUCCGUCCGUCGGCAACGCUGUCGAGGUGGUCAUCGGCCACGGGAUGGAUGUCCUAGGAGGGAUAUGUGUUGGAUCUGGCCUUGGCGACGCCGUCGGGGGUGACGCAGCGGCCGCCAGCUCCGACAUGUCCACGGUAGCUGACGUAGGUGAUGCCGACGCGGUCGACGUGGGCGGGGGAGUAAAAGUAGGGGACACGGAAACGUCGGUUUCAGGAAUGCUGUUUGCGGAUGAUUUUGUCGGUAUGUCGGACACCCCUGAGGGACUGCAACUGCAAAUUGACGCGGCGAAGAAGUUUGCUGAUAAGUGGAGAUUGUCUGCCAACGUUAAGGAGAGCGCCGUCAUGUAUCGCAUGUGUGGGAUGGGCGAGGAGAGGUUGCCGAGAAUUGUAUGGAAGGCAAAGUGGGCAAACAAAAAGAGGGGUAGACAACCCACGGAAUGGGUCAAGGUUGUAGAGGACGUAUGGAAGGGGCUCGACAUCGACGAAGAUGAAACGCUGGAAACGGAGGGUCUACAGGGGUUCAAGGAGAAAAUACAUGUUGCUUGUGUCGAGAGAGCAGAACAGAAUCUAAGGAAAAAAUCCAAGGAUAAGGAGGGUCUAGAAGUGUACGGAAUGUUGAAGGAAGGAAUAGGGUUCAAGGACUACCUACAUGGACCAAUGGAUGCAGGAACAAAGCUUAAGGUCGAAUUCAGGACCGGGGACAUAGGCUUCGAGCAACGUCGACGAAGACAUAGGACGGUAGACGAGGAAGACGACGAGUUCAAAUGUGAUUGCGGCUUCGAAUGCGAAGACCGUGUUCAUGUAGUCGCGGAAUGUCCGUUGUACAAGAAGGAGAGGGAAGUGUACGUGACUGAGCUGGGAAAAAUAGAUGGAACGUACAGGGAGAUGUUUGAGGCAUGGAAUAGAGAGGAAAGGACGGUAGCUGUACUGGGGUAUUCGAAGUGGGUUGAAAAGGCGGGAAGGGAUAUCGUUAGGAUAGACAGACUAGGGAAGACAUUUUUGAGCCACCUUUGGCAAAGUAGAAAGGAACGAUUGGCCAUCGGUGAUCGAUCCUGUGGGAACAAUGCUCCGUCCUCUCGAGGACGCGUGGAUAUCGAGGAACACCGGUACGGGCACAUGCACCAAGGUCUUGGGUCGCACAGCAACCCGACAUGUGCGGAAGCGAAGGAACGGGCAGAACGAGGGGACCUGCAACGCAGUUUGCACGGGGUUUCCCGCGCAAAGCACAAUCAGAAUGCGCGGAAAGGGGAGGACUUCAUCGCGUCCGGGAUCCGGGGACGGAUCAUACUCCCAGUGACCGACGCCGAGCGGUCUGCUACGAUGCGGGCGCCCUCGAAGAACCCUGCCUCAGCUGUGAUGUUCCCGCGGUACAUCAGCAUUGACAAACCCCACGCGGACCCUGUGGUAGGGGGUAGUGCAUCCCAGGAGUCGACAGCAGCCCCUGCGGGCCAGACACCCGUAGUCUUCAACCCAUACCAGUAACCCUCGAGACUUAGAAGGGAAUAAGGUAGCGUUGGCUGUUUUAGGUCAAGUAGACGUAGGAGAGAGAUGAAGAGAGAGAAAGCUAGAAGACUGCAGGUAGUUCCCUCCGGGAAUCAGCAAUAGGAGUAAUCCCAGCGUGCCAUGUCAUAUAGCUUUGCGGAAGCCCUGGGCUUGCCCACGCACAUACAAGAGAUAGGUAGAGAGGAGCGAGUCUGGUGCCCCCCUUGUCGAGCCGAGCCGGGUCCUAUUUUAUAUUUUCUUUUAUCGGGGUGGGAGACUCGCCCCAACAGUGUUCGAAGCACGUGUGAGUUUGGCUUCCCUGCCACGCAAAACCCGCAAGCGUAUUGCUCCCGUAGUCGAGAGUUUUGUAUCUUUCUAGUUUCGUGUUGUUGGAAGUUUUCUAUCUUGUCCUUUUUUUCAUUUGAUGUUCGUCACAUCUCCCUCCACCUAAAUUAUCGGGUGUUUGAUGCUCACGGACGAAGCCUCUCUGUUGCUUGUCCCCCCUAUAUCUUCUCUGUUUUUGUCAAUAGUCCUGUCGAUUGUUUGGGGUGGACACGUAUCGGACCGACUUCGGAUUCUUCACUAACACAGCCUUGAGGAUGAUAUGUCUCGAUCGUUAGGAAGGUAGCUACUUCAGGUCAAACUGGUUUACCGGUGUUGAAGACAUUCAGGAUGGUUACUGCAUGCUCUCCUUGUCAAUUUACACCAAGUAAUAACUGGACGCAGUUCAACCCCACCUCGCCACUGCAACGCUCUCGGCUGAUCCCCGCUGACUGACAUGGCUCCGGCUAGGGGGAACGACCAGUGUUUACACCCAUGCACAAAACUCGUACUUCGAGAAAGGCUAUUUCGCGGCAUAGGUGCGCAACACGCCGGCGCUCCUAGUGGCUAGAAGAAUCGUCCACGCCAACUUCGACAUUCACACAAAUAAGAUGGUAGUCCUGAUCCACGAACGGCAUAACAUGACGAAACGAAAGCCGACGCCACGGACAGACCAAGUUUCACCUUCUGCCUCGGAAAAUUGUUCAAGGGCCACCCCCGCUAGACACUCCAGCUCCCUCCAAAACCGACAGCGAGAAAUCCAUUGUAACCGGUCGGGAAAGGUUACCGUCGUCGUCCCUUCCGUCCUGCGCAGGCACUUCUGACGUCUUGAAAUCUCUACCGACAGAGACCUUCUCCCCACUACCUGUCGGGGCGUUGCUCCCUGUCCGGGCGUUGCCCUCACCCGCGUUCUCACCACCACGCCCCCCGCAUCCUCCCUCGGCUGGACCACUCCCCGUCGCAUUGGGGCCUGCCCCUUCAACAGAUUCCUGCCCGAACCCACCCACAUACGCCGCGAGGUAAUCGAGGAGAUCAUUUUUUCUUGAGUUCAUUGUGCCCUUCUUAAUCCCGGCGUCCUUCACGAGCACGAGAACUUGUCUUACAGUGCACCUGUCGCUAAUCUCCGCCCGGGACAUCCCCUUCAACUGAUNGGUCUAGCGACUACGGCAUGCACGACUAUGAGUACCCCCCCCCCCCCUCCCCCUCCUGCGGCCCCGCCUCCCUGUGCAACCCCCUCUGUUUCGCCACUACCGGUCCCCGCCCCUCCAUUUGUCCCGACCCGUGCGUUCAGCUGUUGUCGCAAAGAAGGCGCGGCCUUCGAGAACUUGAGGGAAGCAUUCUCCUUUGCACUCUUCGCGAAGUCACCCAUUCGCACGUUGAGGACUUUCCGACAACGAAAAGAAACAUCUCUUGGGAUACACUAGGAUCGAUGGCAGGAGGACCAGGGGGGCAGCAGUUUCCCCAUACUUCCUUGACGACCUCCGCCUCGCUUUCAACUUUGAAAAUCUCGGCUGGCAAGUCUCCGAGGCAAGCAGCAAGGAAGAUGGAUGGGUUUUUAAAAAUAAUGGAAUAUGCCCCUCUCCACGGCAUACACGAACUCUACCCACUCCAUCUUAGGGUAAACAAGUCCCGGACCGUUCUUCGUAUCGUUCUUCGAAUCGAAUUUUGCUACAAUAUCUCUCAGCAUAGAAUCAGUAAACAUCGCCUCCCCACUGGACCGGCGAGUGUUCUGUUGGACGACACGCACCCAAUCCUCGGAAAGGUUGUGUCUUCUUUGAUGCGUCCAAGCCUUGCUGGCCGCCCACCCGGCAAUGUAAUACAGGACUUGACCGCGCGGUUUUGUGAUCUGUACCUUUCACUCGGGUAAGCGAGCUCCACGGCCACGGAAUCCU
Messenger RNA from Ectocarpus sp. CCAP 1310/34, 4197 nucleotides. Lineage: Eukaryota; Phaeophyceae; Ectocarpales; Ectocarpaceae. The record is from the annotation of a GenBank genome assembly.